Molecule: messenger RNA, 2614 nt
Organism: Corticium candelabrum
Lineage: Eukaryota; Metazoa; Porifera; Homoscleromorpha; Homosclerophorida; Plakinidae
Product: general transcription and DNA repair factor IIH helicase subunit XPB-like
Exons: 36
Coding region: 51-2417 (788 amino acids)
Biological process (GO): transcription initiation at RNA polymerase II promoter; nucleotide-excision repair
Cellular component (GO): nucleotide-excision repair factor 3 complex; transcription preinitiation complex; transcription factor TFIIH holo complex
Molecular function (GO): hydrolase activity; DNA binding; ATP binding
Source: RefSeq, a predicted model, not a curated record
GGCAGCACACGCGAGAAGAGGGUCUGGUGUACGAGACAAAUAUUUUUGUCAUGUCGAAGAGAAAGGGCAACAGAGUCGGCCAUUCAUCGUCAAAGAAGAAGAAGACAGGCGCAGAUUGGGAAGCCCUGGAAAACAGUGACGACAACGAGACGGGACUGGAAGGUGAUCUUCCACCUUCAGCAAGUGCUCAAGCUAUAGGAGAUGCUAAUCAUGACGAUUACGGAGCUAAGGACUACAGCAAGGCAAUGACACUGAAGGGUGAUCACAAGUCGAGACCACUGUAUGUGGUUCCUGAUGGUCACAUAUUUUUGGAAACGUUUUCUCCUGUAUACAAGCAUGCACAGGACUUUCUCAUUGCGAUUGCUGAGCCGGUCACUCGUCCUCUGCACAUCCACGAGUUUCGACUGACUCCUUACUCGUUGUAUGCUGCUGUUUCUGUGGGUUUGCAAACUGACGACAUUAUUGAGUAUCUAAAACGACUAAGCAAGACGACAAUACCGGAUGGGAUUGUUGAGUUUAUUAAGCUUUGCACAUUAAGCUAUGGAAAAGUGAAGUUAGUUCUGAAACACAACAGAUAUUUUGUGGAAAGUUCAUUUCCUGAAGUUCUGCAAAGACUCCUUAAGGACGAUGUCAUACAGCAGACUAGACUUCGUUCAGAAGAUGAAACUAUUGAUCCUAAUGCACUUUUAGUUUCUCAAUUGACUGAUAAACCUCAUCUGCAGUUUAGCAAACCUGGCUCAGACCAACAGCCAGUAUUGGGGGAUGACCAGAAAGACAAACUUCCAUCUUCUGUGAUUCCAUCAGACAUCAAUGAUUAUCUAGAACAGCUGGACAAGGACGACGACGAUCAAGAGGAAAGUUUACAGGUUGUGUCAUUUGAAGUGAAACAGGAACACAUAGAGACGCUUCAAAAACGAUGCAUUCUGCUGGAGUACCCUUUGCUUGCUGAAUACGACUUCAAGAAUGACACAGUCAACCCGGAUAUCACGAUUGACUUAAGGCCUGCUACCAUUUUGCGUCCAUACCAGGAAAAAAGCCUUCGGAAAAUGUUUGGCAAUGGACGUGCAAGGUCUGGAGUUAUAGUACUUCCAUGUGGAGCGGGAAAAACUCUUGUCGGGGUCACUGCUGCUUGCACAAUCAGGAAGCGAUGUCUUAUUUUGUGUACAUCAGGUGUUGCUGUUGAACAAUGGAGGAAUCAAUUUAAGAUGUGGUCAACAGUCGAAGAUCAAGCGAUCUGUCGGUUUACAUCCGAUGCAAAAGACAAGCCUGACGGCUGCAAUGUUGCAAUCAGUACGUACUCUAUGGUGGCACACUCGCAGAAACGAUCGUGGGAGUCACAAAAGAUGAUGGAGUAUUUGCAGAGUAGGGAAUGGGGGCUGUUGAUAUUGGAUGAAGUUCAGACCAUCCCGGCCAAUAAAUUUCGACGAGUUCUAACAGCUGUUCAAGCUCAUUGUAAGCUGGGACUGACGGCGACAUUGGUUAGGGAAGACGGACGAAUUCAAGAUUUGAAUUUUUUGAUUGGUCCUAAAUUGUAUGAAGCGAAUUGGAUGGAGCUACAGACUGCUGGUUAUAUCGCAAAAGUUCAGUGUGCUGAGGUUUGGUGUCCCAUGGCUGCAGAGUUCUAUCGUGAGUAUCUAACUAUCAAGUCUCGCAAGAGAAAGCUUCUGUGUGUGAUGAAUCCCAAUAAGUUUAAGGCAUGUCAGUUUCUGGUCAGAUAUCAUGAAAGGAGAAACGACAAGGUCAUUGUGUUCUCAGAUAACGUUUUUGCAUUGAGACAUUAUGCCAGGAAAAUGGAAAGGCCUUUUAUUGAUGGCCCGACACUUCAAAGUGAACGAUUACGAAUUCUCCAGAACUUCAUUCACAACCCAAAGUUAAACUGCAUUUUUAUCUCUAAGGUAGGAGACAACUCAUUUGAUCUUCCAGAAGCAAAUGUGCUCAUUCAAAUUUCUUCUCAUGGUGGAUCUCGACGACAGGAAGCGCAAAGGCUUGGUCGGAUUUUAAGAGCAAAACGGGAUGCUGUUGCCGAGGAGUUUAAUGCUUACUUUUACUCACUUGUAUCUCAAGAUACACAAGAGAUGCAUUACUCAACGAAACGGCAACGUUUCCUUGUCAACCAGGGAUAUUGUUAUAAGGUUGUGACCAGGUUGAUUGGUAUGGAUGAGGAGAGAGAUCUGGGAUACUCUAUGAAACGUGAACAAGCUGAGCUGUUACAGAAGGUUUUGGCUGCAUCAGAUGUUGAUGCUGAAGAGGAACAUGCGACAGGAGUGUUUGGUUCAAAGUCACAGACGAGUGUAUCUAGACGAGUUGGCUCAAUGGCUUCACUGUCAGGAGCAGACGAUAUGAUGUACAUGGAAUAUCGUCAACCAAAGGACAAGAAAGCAAGUCACCCACUAUUUAAGCUAAGAAAGGGAAAGUAAGACAAACAAUUAGUCUUACUACAUACAUAUGUUUCGCCAUUGGGUUAUCACUCAAAUGGCAAUUCAGACUCUAGUCAUUGGUGAUUGAUUCUGUAGGUAGGAUGGAUAUACAUUAAUAGUGACACAAGAGAUUGACAUCCUGUUAUAAUUAGUCGAAGGUAUUUUUACUGUUUAGUAACUUAAUUGUAAUAUAUUGC